Messenger RNA from Trematomus bernacchii (emerald rockcod), 9772 nucleotides. It is a transcript of the gene ahctf1, whose product is annotated as AT hook containing transcription factor 1. Bases 250 to 8739 code for a protein of 2829 amino acids. The record is from RefSeq and is a predicted model, not a curated record. The transcript is spliced from 40 exons. NCBI's taxonomy places the organism in Eukaryota, Metazoa, Chordata, Actinopteri, Perciformes, Nototheniidae.
UGCCGGCGAAGAAGAAGUGCAGGGAGCAGUUUCCAAUCGUGGAAAUGGCGCUUUGAGUGGAAACCUGAAGUCAGAGGGAGCAUCUCGUGCUUGGCAGUCUAUAGAAAGCCCCAAAGGGCUGUACGUAUGUGUUGUACUUUGAAAAGGAGCGGAGUAUGAUAGGGGAGAAAGGGAAUCAGGAGAUUCUUCAAGGAAAUCUGAACAUCCGUGGCUCUAAAAAAAGCCGUCAAUAACACCAGACAGUGAACCAUGCAUGACCUGACGGCCCAAGUCACCAGCAGCCUGCUGCCGUUUCCUGGGGUGACUAUAGAUGCUCUGGGAGAGGAUGAGAUCACCCUAGACUCUGUGUUACAUGGGAAGUUCACUGUUGGCCGGAGCGGGCUUGCCUGGCUGGCCUGCGGCCCCCAUCUGGAGGUGGUCCAUUCAGUGACAGGAGAGCGACUGUCUGCAUACUGCUUCAGUGGUGGAGGAGAGCACCCCCCCACUGUCCUCGCUGCCAGGGACUUUAGCUGGCUAAAAAGGUCUGGAUUACUUGUCGGCUUGGAGGAAGCAGAGGGAAGUGUGCUGUGUCUUUAUGAUUUGGGACUAUCAAGGGUGGUCAAAGCUGUUGUUAUACCAGGCAGGAUUACAGCUAUUGAGCCGUUAGUGAGUUAUGGUGGAGCAAGUGCUUCGACCCAGCAUCUUCACCAAAGUCUUCGCUGGUUCUUUGGCAUUGCCGCCGUAGUAACAGAUCUCGGCCAUGUUCUGCUGGUCGACCUCUGCCUGGACGACCUGUCCUGCAGCCAAAGUGAACUGGAGGCUUCAGACCUGCAGGUAGUGACCAAAUCUCCAGCCGAGAUCCCCCGGCUGAGAGAAGUCGGCACCAGUCAGGGCAGACAUCUUUGUCUCCAGCUGAAUGGGCCCAGCGGUGUUGGAGCGACAGCUCUGCAGUACAUCUCCAGGACCAACCAGCUGGCGGUGGGAUUUUCAGAUGGAAACGUACAGCUGUGGAACAUGAAGACUCUAAAGAAGGAAUUCCACUCCCAGUUAGAAGGUGGCAGGGUGCCUGUGUAUGCCUUCACCUUCCAGGAGCCAGAAAAUGACCCCAGGAACUGUUGCUACCUCUGGGCUGUCCAGUCUUCUCAGGACCUCGAGGGAGAUAUGGUCAGCCUCCGCCUACUUCAGCUGGCUUUCAGUGAAAGGAAGUGUCUUUCAUCUGGGAAGAUCCUCUAUGAGGGUCUGGAGUACUGUGAGGAACGUUACAGUCAGGAGUUAAAUGGCCCAGCUUUCCCUCUCAGGUCCCAGGCCACCAACACCCGCCUGCUGAGCUGCCAGACCAUCGAGAAGUUCCGACACCAUCCUGACAGAGACGACAGCAUGAACGAAGUUGCAUCUCCAGACACCAGUGUUUCCAUCUUCUGCUGGCAAGUCAAGUCCUACGGUCAGGGAACCCCAUCCACCUACAUCGGGGUUUUUGACAUCAACCGUUGGUACCACGCACAGAUGCCAGACUCUUUGAGAACGGGUCAGUCUCUGCAAAAUUGUCCCUACCUGGCAGUUUGGUCUCUGGACCCCGUGGUGCAGAUGGUGUCUAAACAUGUUCUCCUGGAUGUGCUGGUGCACGAGCGCAGCCUGAGCAGGGGCCUUCCCUUCACCUCCCCCCCACCAGAACAGUACUUUAACCCCACCACAUAUAACUUUGAUGUUACCUGUUUGAUCAACUCUGGAAUUGUGCACUCGACCUGCUCUGGGUAUCAGAAAGAGACCCUGAGCUUUUUGAAGAAAGCUGCUCCUUGUUCCAGUGAAGUCAUCUCCAACAGCUACUCUCGUUGCCUCAUGUCCGGCCUCCUCUCCUCUCGCCUGGCUGACACCCAGCCCUCCAGCCUCUCUCAGGAGGAGCAGCUGGAUGCCAUACUGUCCACAGCGGUGGAGACCAGCUCCUUGGGAAUGAUCACUGGCUGUAUCAAGCAGUGGACUGCAGAAGAACAACCAGGCUCUGCACUGAACCUGCGCUACAUCCUGGAUUGGGCCUGGAACAAAGUGGUCCAGACCAAGGAGGACCUGGAUGGCAUCUGUGCACCGCUGUUUGACAGCUCGUCCAACUUCACAGACCCUCAGACCAUGCAGCUGCUGCAGCACAGCCAGAGACUGCUCGGUAACCUCAGCACCAUCUUCCACUGUCUGCUCAGUGAAGCUCAGGAACUCACACAAAAAGGCCUGGUGGGUCUGAUAAACAAGAACUUGGUGUCCAGUCUGAUUUCAAAGUACGCUCAGGUGGUGCUCUGGUUCUGUCGCACCGGUCUGCUGCCGGAGGGAUCAGAAGAUGACGCUCUCCAGAUCUCCAGGCCUUUCUACACUCACUCUGUCAUCAGCAACUAUUAUACUAUACGCAGAGAGGAGCUCACCAGGCUGUCUAAGGGCAAGUGGUGUGCCGACUGCCUGAUGAUUGACGGUUUGGUCGGCCAGUGUGGUGAGCGCUUGAUGAACCUGUGGAAGAGGGAUGAGAAUGGCACUGGGCAGUACCCUCCACCUACAUUGCAUGCGUUGUUGGACAUCUAUCUCCUAGACAACAUCGAUGAAGCAACCAAACAUGCAAUUGUGAUUUACCUGCUGCUGGAUGUUAUGUACUCCUUCCCCAAUAAGGAGGGAGCAUCAGUGGAGUCUUUCCCCCCAGCCUUUGCCAUCCCUAUCGGACUGGUGAAACUAGUUCAAGGCCUCUGGCUGCUGGACCAUCACGACCACCAGAGUUCCUUCGAGUUGCUCCUGCAUCCAGCGGCCUCUCAGUGUCAGUUUGAGUGGCAGCAUGAGCGUGUCCUGCAUGCUCUGAUGUGCCAGAGCCAACACGCAGUGGCACUUCGAUACUUCCACGUUACGAAGCCCCCAGUUUCCUCCACCUCCCAGGCCAAACUCUACCUGUCGGUACUUAUACACAACAGGUGUCUGAUAGAGGCGUGGUCCUUACUUCGGCAGCACUCUAAUCAUCUCAACAUGGAAGAGCUGCUGGCCUUUCUGUAUGAGAGUUGCCAGGAGCUGGGCCUCAUCCCCGAGCUGUUCAAACUUCCUCUGAGCGUCACUGAGCAGGAAGGUUUGGAGAAGUUCCUCCAGGGGACAGGGGGUCUCCAGAACAGAGAACUGCUGAUGGUUCAUUACCUCCAGCAGGCCAACUACAUUCCUGCACUGCAGCUCAACCAGAGGCUCAAAGUGAACUUCGCGAAUGAGCGAGACCCAAAGCUUAAAGAACGGUCCAACACCAGGAACUUGAUAUUGGAUCAGUACGGCAAAGUUUUGCCCAGAGUCCAGAGGAAAAUGGCAAUGGAGAAAGGGAAGCCGUACCAGCAUCCCAACGCCAUCCACCGAGAAAUUUCUCGGCCACAGCCACUGUCAACCAUCACCAGACGCUCCGUCAGUGAGAAGGUGAUGUCGAGGGCCGGCUUCAUCAACAAUGUUCUGUCCAAGAUUGAGGAGGUGUGGUUGGGCAACGGAGCUUCACCACAGUCCUCCCAAGGCAGGAGUCCGAGGAGGGCAGCUGAUGCUCACAGCCCCAAGCCCUCCUCCUCCUCCAUGGCCCUUUCUGAGCCAUUCCUGGGGACUCCCAUCACCAUGACCUCCAGACGAAAGUCAAGGCUGAAGGACUUGGUGGUUCACCCCUCCUGUACGACCCCCCGCCCUCUGCUCAGUCCUCCCGGACCUCCCAGCUCCUGGGUUUCUCCGAAGAGCAUCGGCAAGGCCCCUGAACUCAGUCUGCUGCAAACACCACAGGUUGUCAAGCGAGCGCGGGCCUUGGCUGCUUCUGGCCCCGUGUUCUCUGCCUUCACUCCCCAGUCCAUCCUGCGCAGCAGCCUGAGGCCCACACCCGUCGCCACCCCGUCUGCUUCUCCAGGACGCUCCAUCACCCCCCCACUCCGCAACAAAGAGAGCCGGAUCACCUUCAUCGAUGAGGAAGAAACUCCUGUAUCGGAGAAGGGCAUCCGAUGGACCAAUGGGGUGGCAGCAGACAGUGAGAUUAGCUUGUUGACCAGAGACCCCAUUCUAUCCAAGGCAAAACAUAAGACCUGGCCUGCACCGCCUGCGGAGGAGGACGAGGAGGAUGAAGAGGAAAGGGAAGAACCUCAUGUGAAGUUCCUGCCUCCAGAAGGUGGUCUUCCCUCCCCAGAGCUGAGAUGCUUUGAUAGCGAGUCAAUCUCCAUCCAUGAAAGUGCUGCAGAAACCAGACCAUCAGAUGCAACACACACAAAACUCAACCUGAGCUUUGACACCAGCCAGACGUCUGACACCACUCUGGAGUUUUAUGAUGCACCGCUUCCCUCUCUCCCAGAGGACCAAGAAAGAGAGGAGGGGCAAACAGCAGAAGAAGACGAGGUAGUGACAGUGAACAUCAAAAACCCAACUGAAAAUGAAGAAGCAGAGGAACAGCUCUCUCAAACCACUGAGCAAACACCUGUCCUGACAUCAGAGGACACAGCGAGGGAGGAAGAGGAGGAGAAUGAGGAUGAAACAUUUGAGGACGUGAUGGAAAUUGGUCUCGAAGAGGAGGCUAAUAAACAUGUGGAAGAAGUUCAGUCUAAAAAGGAGGAUGAACAGGAAGUUCAGACCAUUAGCGAACAUGAAGAUGCUGCAACUCCUCCCCAAGAAGAGACGUCCACUCAAGUUUGUCACCAGGUUACUGAGGGCACAGACUCUGGUGCUGAAGUCGAAUCCCCGGAUCUUCCAGUGGAGCAGGACGUCCAGACUGAGGCCUCUGAAUCCACAGAGUUCACCGAGGCUCUGAAACUAUCUGCAGCUCCUGAACCCACAAUCACACCAGAAGAGGAACUGGAGCAAUCAACAGAUCUGACAGAGUUUGUGCAGAGACAUCUGUUUGGCGGCGAUCCGUCUCCUCCGCUCUCCCGCUCAGGAAUCCACGACGCAUCCCAGAUGCAGGCCUCCUUCAACAGUGAGUCAGCGGGUGAUGCUGAUGAGGAGGUGCAGGAUGCGGCUGAAGCUCCUCCAGUGUUCACCAGCCAAAAAUCUUCUGCUUCUGUGACGUCGACGGAGCCAACAGGCACAGACUCCCAAUCUGUUGUGAGUUUGAAUGACAGUGAAGAGCUUUCUAGCGCCUUGUCAGAGGAAGAAGAGGAAGAGGAAGAGGAAGAGGAGGAGGAGGAGUCGUCUGAUCAGGAGGAGGAGGAAGACCAGGAAGAGGAAGAGGACUCUGGUAGUGAGGUGGAGAUCAUUGAGGAGGUCCAGGGUAAUGGGAGGCUGCCACCGCUCCAACCCACUUCAGUCUUUGUACAACAAGAACACACGCACUUCCUGCCAAGUCUGUCAGAACAGGAGGCUGCGGAGUUCUCUCUGAUCGAGCCCGGUGCAGAGAUAAAGAUGUUAGAGGAGGACAUGGAGGGUGAGGUGGUGAUGGUGAGACUCGGUGCGGAUGAAGGAUUAGAUGCUGUUGAGGACGAAGAGCAAGGAACAUCAUACAUGGAGCUCAAACCCUCUACCACUCUCCUCGUACCACUGGAGCUUGUGGAGGGGCAAGGCCUGGUCGAUGGCUCUCAGCUGUGUCUUCCUGGGCUUCAGCAGACCCUGGUGCCAGAUCAGCCGAGGACCGAAGCUAAUGGCAGCUUCUCUCUGAUGCUGGAUAUGGACGAUGAUGCAGACACGCUGCCGAUGGAGAAUGAUCUGCAGUGCUCUGACCCUCCCUCCCUGUCUCCAGCAGUGGAGGCUCUUGACAAACCUGAGGUCAUUAUUUUGGACACGGAUGAUCAGGAUCCCCCCGGGUCUGGAGAAAUCUCUGAAGAGGACCAGGGCAAAGAGAUGGAUACUUUAGAUGGAAUUGAGCUAGAUGAGACGACAGAGUCAGAACUUGCUGGCCUACAAACUGAAAACACUGCGGAAAACCUUGAGACAGAAGAUGCUAAAGUACAGAGCGAUGAAGAGGUAGUAAUGUUGGUUGAAGAUCAUGAAACUGCAGGCCUUUCAAUGUCGGAACCAGAUCCAGUGGGAGAACCUUCAGCAGAAAUGCUAGUUGAAGAUCAGGAGCAGGAAGGAUGCUCAGUCUCUGGGCCAAGUCCAGUGGGAGAACUUCCAGCACAAAUGCUGGCUGAAGAUCAAGAACCUGAAAGUCUUUCCGACUCUGGACCAAUUCCAGUGGAGGAGCCUACAGCUGAAGAAGAUCAAGAACCUGAAGUCAUUUCAUUUUCUGAACCAAGUCCAGUGGAGGAACCUACAGCAGGAAUACGGGCUGAAGAAGAUCAAGAACCUGAAGUCAUUUCAUUGUCUGAACCAAGUCCAGUGGAAGAGCCUACAGCAGAAAUGCCUUCUGAAGAAGAUCAAGAACCUGAAGUGCUUUCAUUGUCUGAACCAAGUCCAGUGGAAGAGCCUACAGCAGAAAUACUGGCUGAAGAAGAUCAAGAACCUGAAGUGCUUUCAUUGUCUGAACUAAGUCCAGUGGAAGAGCCUACAGCAGAAAUGCCUGCUGAAGAUCAAGAACCUGAAGUAAUUUCAUUGUCUGAACCAAGUCCAGUGGAAGAGCCUUCAGCAGAAAUACUGGCUGAAGAAGAUCAAGAACCUGAAGUGCUUUCAUUGUCUGAACCAAGUCCAGUGGAAGAGCCUUCAGCAGAAAUACUGGCUGAAGAAGAUCAAGAACCUGAAGUGCUUUCAUUGUCUGAACCAAGUCCAGUGGAAGAGCCUUCAGCAGAAAUACUGGCUGAAGAAGAUCAAGAACCUGAAGUCAUUUCAUUUUCUGAACCAAGUCCAGUAGAAGAACCUACAGCAGAAAUGCCUUCUGAAGAAGAUCGAGAACCUGAAGUCAUUUCAUUGUCUGAACCAAGUCCAGUGGAAGAACCCACAGCAGAAAUGCCUGCUGAAGAAGAUCAGGAACCUGAAAGUCUUUCCGACUCGGAACCGAAUGCACUGCAAGUCAUCCCACCAGUUGUGGAUGACAAAGACUCAAUGGCAGAGCAAGAUGCUAAUCAGGAGAUGGGAGAGGAGAAGGAAGAACCAGCACCUGCUGAGGACCAGGAACAGCCUGAAGAGAGUGGACCUGUUAAUGUGGAUACAGAGAUAAUGUCCAGCGCAGUGUCGGCGACUGUUGUGGAGGAGAAGCAACAGGUCCACAAAGCCUUAGCAGCAACAGAAGAGAAUAACGGGGAAGAACUUAAGACGGAGAAAGAAACUAAGAAGGCAAAGGGAAGACCAAGAAAAAAGGUUGAAGAGACACCUUUGAAGCCAGUUGUGAUCUCAAAUAGCCAGCCAGAGGAACAGCCGGUGCUCGAGGCCCCAUCUUCCCAGAGGAAAAAGAAGGCACCUUCCACGCCAACACGGAGGACAACAAGAGCGAGGACGAUUGCCUUUCCCCUCCAAGAGGAAGCAGAGGAGGAACUAACCAGCACUCUGUUUCCUGCGUCUCCUAGUCGUACACUUAGAAAAAGUAACCAGAGCAAAGUCAAAUGUACUACACCUCGAAGAAGUUCUCGUAAUGCUAAGCCAGAGCCUCCAAAAGAAGAUGUUAAAGAGGAGAUCGCCAUGGAUACUGACAACACAACGACUUCACCAGCCAGACGUCGGGUUUCCCAGAAGGCCACCUCAAUAAGGAACAGCAAAAAGACCGAAAGUGGUGAUGAUGAUGAGGAGGAGGAGGAGGAGGAAAUAGAAGACGUCACAGAUACUAAAGUUUAUCGGCGAACAAGCUCCAAGACUCCGACACCGGCCAAACGCAGGACCACUCGGGUAAACACUCCGACGAGGUCCAGCAGAAGGAUAUUGAGUAGCAGUGAGGUGGAGUCGGCAACAUUGGAGAUCUUGGAAGAACAGAAAGAACCGGUGGAGGUCUUUGCAACUCCGGCCAAACGCAACUCCAAGAAAAGCAAGACGACAUCAUCAGAAACGCAAACGGCACUGCUGGAGGAGGAGGAGGAGGAAGAUGUAAUAAGAUCUUCCAGUCUUGGCAGGGAGACCCGACAGUCCAACCGCAUUACCCUGAGCGUUUAUCCACAAGUGAAACUGGUUCCUGUAUCAAUUCCUCAGAGUUCAAGGAAGACGAUAAGAGAGACGAUUACUGACAAAAUCAAAGAAAGUGGAGAUCAACUGGAGCCUGAAGUAAACAGCAAAACUAGUCGCUCCAACUCUCGUCGACUUACAAGAACCAAGCUCUGGGAUUACCCCGAGGAAGACCAUCCCUUACUGGACUCCCCUCUGGAGGUGCAUUCAGAGACGCCUGUGGCAGAUGCCCUCAUCAAGAGACUGCAGGAUGAGAAGGAGAAGCAGGAAGUCGUCACAAAGAUGGUAAGAACCAGCAAGAGGAGUACCAAGUCUUCAGUGGAGGAGGUUCACCUGCUACCCGAAGAGGAAGAGUCUAAUCCAGGCGAAAAUUCCUACAUCUACUCCCCCUCACGGAGAAGAACAAGAGCUAAGAGAGGACAGUCUCCCAGCCCCAGUGAAGAGUCUGCGGCCCGUGUCACUCGCAGCAGGAGGAAAGUUGUCAAAGAAGCUCCUCAGGAUGAAAUUGCUUCAGAAGAAGACCUUGUGGGAAUGGAAAAAGCAGCAAGUGUUUCUAAAACCAGAAAAUUAGGCAAAAUAACAGCCAAAUCCAAAGCCGUGUUGGAGCUUCCUCCCAUAGCAGAGGUGGAGCUGCUCUCUCCUCUGCCCAGCCCCGCUGAUCCACCCCGAGCACAGAAGAGGACGAAGGAGGAAGAACCCCCAGCCCCCGGCAGGAACCUUCGACGCAAACGAAUAAUGGCAACCGUUUUCUCAAAACCUGUAACGCGGAGGAAGAAACUUUAAGGAGGUCGGUGGUGGUUUUAACCGGGGAACCUCAGACAGCCGCAAGAAGAUCUGAACCAACUCGGUCGAGCUGUCGAAUACAAGUGUAUGCCUAAACUCAUUAUGGUUCUAUUUCCUCGAAUGCCUCAGAGUGCUGUGGUUGUCUUUGUAUAUUUACUUCCCUGUAGGACAAGUGAAUACAAAAAAAAAGCAAUUUAGGCAUGAAAAUAUAUUUUUGGGAGAAAACACACUGGACAGCAGUGUGAGAGAGGCAUAUAUUUUUGGAGUUUACAUAUCCCGUUCAUGUGGACUGGAUUUCACUUGAUAUUGCAUCUGUGGGACAUUUUUAAGACGCUCCUCGUAAUCCGCCUAAAUCUCUGGACACAGAACGACACAUGGGAAAUAAAUCAAGGUGGGCUUUUAGAAGCGGCCAGUAAUAAAACCGGAGGGACUGAAGUGAGCCUUGCCCUGAGAAAUUGGUUUUAUUCACACUCUUUUAACUUUUUGGUUUCUUUUUUUUUUUCUUUUUUUCUCAUCGUUUACUUUUUAGAUCUUGAGGCCUACUACCUUUUUCUAUUUAAGAAGUAAAGCAACCAACCCAGUGGAGACAAAUGAUUUCUACUGAUAAAUGUGUAUAUAGUCUUUUGCUAUGUUCCAAAUAAAGUUCAUAAAUAAAUCGUAAAAAAUUAUUUUCAUUUUGAGGUUUUAAGUGUCAUGAAUGCAUUUGAUCAUCUAAUCAGCCUGCCUAUGCCAUAGUCUUAAAAUGUGUGUCAGUUUGAGGGAUUACCUGUGAAAGACUAAUGCCAUCAGAUUGGAGUGUUUCUGUGUGUAAUAGGGAUGAUGUAAAGUGUGAAAUCAACAAAAAGACUUCCACAGCUGUUUAGGGUUUUAAAAAUGUAUAAUAGAUGUUUUGCGACAUGUUAAUAGACUUAUUAAACUAAAUUUAUGGCAACCAACAUCUGAGAAAUAGGCUAUUUUCUGAUGAAUGUAUGUAGAAUGUCUUAUUUUUGACGACUGCUCUUUGAUAAAUAUGGCUACGCUUGAAUACUUCAAA